GACAAGGAAGAUGGGAAACUGCAGACAAUGGAGCCUGAUGCUGGUGGUGGUUGUCAUGGAGAUGGUUGAUCUGGCCUGUGAUUGGUUCUUCUUCUCCCAGCUCCAUCAGACAGACGACGAAUACGUCACACAGAACAUCCAUCUAAAGUGGCUUGUCCUGGCCUUUGGUGUCGUGGGAACCUUUUCUUUUAUAUUUGAAAUAAUUAACCUGGGUUUUGAGGUGUUCUCUGACCGGGGUCCCUGUCUCUAUGCUGACACUGUCUCCACGGUAACCACCUGGGUGGAGGACGUGCCCCAGAUCUGCCUGGCACUGACCGUGGCGAUCCAUCAGCGGAGUCUGAUCCACUGGAUCCAGUUCGUGAAGGCCGCGUGGGCCCUGAUGGAGCUGAUCGUCCGGGGGGUGGGGCAGUGUCUGUAUUGUUGUGUAAUCUCGGAGAGACACAGCAAGAAACUCAACUACUGUGUCACCGUGUUCAAGUUCAUAGCACAAGUCGUAAUCCUGGGAUGUACUAUAGCUGUGUUAGUACAUUUAUUGAAGUAGAGGGCGGUACCAAGCUCAGUGUAACAAUAACUUGUUGCUAUCCUGGCAUGUACUAUUGCAGUGCUAGUACACAUCUUGAUUAAUAAGAGGAGGGUGGUACCAAGCUCGUGCACAAUGUCUUGUGGCAACAGGAAUCUCAGUGUGAAGAUAAAUGUAAUUCAUGUUGUGGAUUGUGAAUAUAUCUGUGCUUUAACAGUCAACAUACCAGUCCCCUCUGUCUGACAUUUCUGGUACAGAUGGGAUGUGGUGGAAUAGUUUAAGUCAGAGCUUUCAUUGACUUCAUUCAAGUUUACAGCUUUACAACCAGAUUUUACAAUUAUUAUUUCUGACACAAAACAGAAUGUUAAAUAUCAUGCCAAGUACUUUUUCAUUGUAUGUAAUGCUGCAACCUUUAUAUUUUCACACAGUUUGAUACUUUAUAUUGUUAAACAGAUAUAAAUUGACCAAAAACUUCAGUACUGGAGAGUAUGUUGUAUGUACAGUCUUCAUGUUGCCCCUUGGGGGCCCUUAAUUGGUUAAUAAAGAACUUGAAAUUGAAUUGUAGUCCUCAAACCAACGACAUUUUUUUUGGACCUAAAACAAAAGUGUUUUGAGGACAAGAUGCAAUUUCAUUUUUCACUUUAUGCUUUUUCAUGGUCAUUAUUUUCUACACCUGUUUCAUUACUAAGAAUAUUCUAUAUCUUCACCACAGCAGUAUUUCUCACAGAAGUGUUAGCUACUGGAUAAGGAAAGGUUUUGUGCUGCAUCAAGGAAGGCAAAAAAUAAAUAUUUUCACAUAAAAUAAAAUCUCUCAUAGUUAUUCUUUCUAUUGCUACAUGCAUAUUGAAUUCCAGGUGAUAUAAAACAUGAGUUGUACUUUCCUUCAAAUUAUAUGACAAACAGUUAUACUUGUUUUAACUCCAUGGGACCAAGAAAAAACUUCAGAAUAUCCAGCGAUUCAAAAUACUGGGGUAAAAAUACUGAAGGUGGAAUAUUACACAUCAUCACAACAUGGCUGACCUCUGCUCGAAACGACAUUCGUUUUAUUAAGAUGAUUUUAUAGCAGCGAUGUGCAACUUACUACAUAGCCGAGUGGAUAAAGUGUCGGACUUGUGAUCUGUACAUCUUGAGUUCGAAUCCCGCAGGGGCUUGUGUUGUUACUUAGUGAAGUGAAUUUUUUGGAUAUUAAUUUUUUUUUAUCCCCUACUGCAAAAUUUUCGCUUAUUUGACAUGUACAGUCUAUUCAUCAUUAUAUUUUUCAUAAUUAAAAAAUUACUGUUAAUUUGAGUGACUUUUCCCAGGGUGUUAUUCCACCUUAAUACAGAAAAUGAGGAUCAGGACCAAAUCGCUGUGAUUAAUCCAUGGAAAUCCCAACAUCAUUAUUUAAGAUAGCAAAAUUUAACAAAAUAUUAAGA
This is a messenger RNA of Magallana angulata, 1935 nucleotides long. RefSeq lists its product as uncharacterized. The coding region runs from base 11 to 541 and encodes 176 amino acids. The record is from RefSeq and is a predicted model, not a curated record. The transcript has 2 exons. Lineage: Eukaryota; Metazoa; Mollusca; Bivalvia; Ostreida; Ostreidae.